AUGGGCAUCACUGACCACACCACCACUUCCAGCACUUCCAGCACUGCUCAACAAGAGUAUUCCAAGCUCCAGGAGUUAAUGAAAAGUGGUGCCACUGAAGCUUCGACGUAUUUGGAAUCGCUCAAGAACAAGUUUGCCGACUAUGACAAGACCUCCAACAAAUCAGCGACCGAGUCAGCCACGUCUUAUUUUCAAGCCGCCAUGGAUCGAGCCAGUGAUUUGGUCGAACAGCUCAAGAAUGCAAGUGAAGAUGUACGGACCGAUGGAAACAAUGUAUCGGACUCUGCCGUUGAGUCGGCCAAACACACGAUGGACCAAGCAAACGCUGCAUUGGAUGAUUUGGGGAAAUCGGCACAAUCGUACGAUCAACGGAUGCGUGACUCCAUCAAUUCAAACGUAGACAAUGCCAAGGAAAAUGGGUCGAGUACAAUGGAAUCCUGGAAAGAUUCCAUUACAUCACUUGUCAACUCGACUCGAGAAUCGACUUUCCAUGGCUUUGAGGCAUUGCAGAACCAGCUUCUUGCAACACAAAAGUCAAUGGCGGAUCACGCUUCAGCUGCUGCUGAGAGUGUUUCCAACGUGGCGUCUGAUGCUUCUGAAAAGAUCAAGCCCGCGGAUCCAAACCCUUCGUUGAUGGAUCGUGCCUCGGGAGCGGUCUCUUCGUCAGUGGACUACGUGACUAGCACCUUCCAAGGCUCCAAGUGA
Molecule: messenger RNA, 705 nt
Organism: Peronospora farinosa
Lineage: Eukaryota; Oomycota; Peronosporomycetes; Peronosporales; Peronosporaceae
Source: the annotation of a GenBank genome assembly